CUACGCAGUAAAUUACUCAAAGCAUCCGUUGAGUUUGCCCGUUUGUUUUGGUUGGCGGCUUCCUAAAAACUAGAGCGGGACCAUGGAAGGAAGAUGACAACAAGCCGUCUGCUAUGACUCGUUAGCUAGCCGGUUAUGUUUCUGCACAUAUGAUUUUUGAAACAAGUCAUUUUUAAAACUGUAAGACGUAAAAGCUAGUUUAGGCAAAUGUGUUGAUGUAGCUUUUCCCUUCAUCAAACUGGCAAUAAAGCUUCGUGAACAUGCCUCCUAAAAAACGAGACAAAGAUGCAAAAGUGAAUAUUUCCAGCUCUCUGGAGUCCGAGGACUUCAGUUUAGAAACCACAGUUCCCACCGAAGACAUUUCCUCUUCAGACGAGAGAGAUGGGGCGCAGAAAAUCACACGACAGUUGAUCGAGAGAAAGGAACUGCUCCACAAUCUCCAGCUGCUGAAAAUUGAGCUGUCGCAGAAAAAUCUCAUCAUUGACAAUCUCAAGGUGGACCAUCUGACCAAGAUUGAAGAACUGGAGGAGCGGCUCAAUGACACUCUUCAUCAGAAGCAGCUCCUGGCCUUGCGCCUGGACAGCCAGCUCAAACUGCAGCAGGAAGACAGCAGGAAGCAGCAGGCGUUCAGGAAACAGGAAAUGGAGGGCAUUUUGCAGCGACAGAAACAGCUGGAGGAGACGAACAGGCAGCUGAGCGAGAAAGCGGGAGAUGUGCGACGUAGCCUCAGAGACCUGGAGCUGACCGAGGAGAAGUACUGUGAGCUCAAAGACCUCCCCGAGGAGAGACUCUCCAUCCCAGAAUAUGUGUCCGUGAGGUUCUAUGAGGUGGUGACCCCCCUGAGAACACAAGUGACCGAGCUUCAGAAGAAGAAGAGUGUUCUGUCAGAAGACCUGGACAACCACAGGAGACAGAUGAAGUCCCUGAUGGAGAGCUAUGAGGAGGAGCGGAGGCUGCGCUCUGAGCUGGAGAUCCGGAGCCAGCGUCUCACCCUGGAGCUGGCCGACACCAAGCAGCUCAUCCAGGAGGGGGACUACAAGAGGGAGAACUACGGCAAAGUCAAACGGGAGCGAGACGCCUUUGAGCAGGAAGCGGGGGACCUGAGGAGGAGACUGGAGGUUCUGGAUGUCGAACACAGCGCUCAGACCAAGGAGAGAAAUGACCUGAACAAAGAGGUGUGCACGCUGCAGCAGUCAGUGACCCUGCUGCAGAAGGAUAAGGAGUACCUGAGCAGGCAGAACAUGGAGCUGAGCGUGCGCUGUGCCCAUGAGGAGGACCGGCUGGAGCGCCUGCAGGCUCAGCUGGAGGACAGCAAGAGGGCCCGGGAGGACGCCUACGACAAAUACGUGGCCUCCAGAGAUCAUUAUAAGACUGAAUAUGAAAAUAAACUGCGGGAUGAACUGGAGCAGAUUCGCAUGAAAACGGGUCACGAAAUCGAGAGUCUUCAGAGAACGUCGAAAGAGAUGUACGAACGGGAAAACAGAAACCUGCGGGAAGCGAAGGACAACGCCUUUGUGGAGAAGGACAGAGCCACCACAGCUGAGAGGGAGGCCACGGAGAAGUACGACCAGCUGCUCGAUCAGUUCAGACGGCUCCAGCUCGGCACCGACAGCAGGGUGGCGGAGUUGCUCAAUCAAGUGAAACUGAGAAGCUUUGAAGUGGAGCGCGCUCAGAUGGUGCAAGAGGAAACGUCCAGGAGCCUCAGCCAGUGCCAGAUCGAGUGCGAGAAGCUCCAGAGAAAGCUGGAGGUCCUGACGAAGGAGUUCUACGGCCUCCAGACGUCCUCGGAGAAGAGGAUCACGGCGCUGCAGGCGGAGAGCUCGGAGCGCCACGCCCGUCUCCAGACCUACGAGCAGCUGGAGCGGGAGCUGGACGACGUCACCGUGCAGGCGGCCGAGGUGGAGAAUGAAGAGGAGGCGGAAAGAGUUCUUUUCGCGUACGGUUACGGAGCCAACGUGCCGACCACAGCCAAAAGACGUCUAAAGCAAAGCGUUCACCUUGCUCGGAGGAUCCUGCAGCUGGAGAAGCAGAACACCCUGUUGAGCAGAGACCUGGAGAGACAGACGGCCCACUGCGGACAGAUCUCUGAGGAGCUGGAAGCAGCCAAUCAGCUCCUGCAGCAGGCCCAGCAGCCGUACAGCUACCUGAUCGACAGCGUUCAGCAGAGGGACGGCCAGAUCUCCGCCCUCAAGCAGCACGUCAGCCAGCUGGAGGAGGAUGUCAGGAGUUUGAAAAGAGAGAACACAACUCUGCUUCAGGUGAAGAACAACAUGACCGCCGAUCUCGAGAGACUUCUCAACCACCGGGAGGAACUGUCUGUUAUGAAACAGGUUCUCAUAAGCAUGCACUCCGGGCGGAACGGCGAGAGCUUGGCCCCGCCGCGGCUGGAAGCUACGAGCGGAACGGCAGUUUACGCGCCGAAGGGGAGCGUCCGGUGGGCCGAGGCCGAGGAGCAGGGGCCCAAACCCAAACCCACCGUGUUCACAAAUAAAGAAGUCCCAGAUUGGUAUAAAAAACUGAAACAGAAGUAAAAAUGACAGCGAGGGAACAGUGACGGAGUGUUGUGGUUCUGUGAUGUGAUUUGUGUGAAAUGUACAAUAGCUGCGUUUAUUCUGAGGAUUUGUACCAACACGUUUUUGUAUUUAUUUUAUACAGCCGAUGUGUAGAAUGUAUUACCUAUGUCAUGUUUACUACAUUUUGUAUGGCAUUGCCCUGAUUCUGUGGUCAGAUUGAGAUGUGUAAAAUGUUUUCAAGAAAUGCAUUUUGCAUUCAGUUUGUGGGGGGGGAAAUAAAACGAACAGGAAAUCCA
Conger conger (European conger) is the source of this 2809-nucleotide messenger RNA. It is a transcript of the gene pibf1, whose product is annotated as progesterone immunomodulatory binding factor 1. The record is from RefSeq and is a predicted model, not a curated record. Bases 261 to 2531 code for a protein of 756 amino acids. Gene Ontology annotation, cellular component: centriolar satellite. The transcript is spliced from 18 exons. NCBI's taxonomy places the organism in Eukaryota, Metazoa, Chordata, Actinopteri, Anguilliformes, Congridae. Gene Ontology annotation, biological process: cilium assembly.